This is a messenger RNA of Corylus avellana, 474 nucleotides long. Its product is annotated as kirola-like. The record is from RefSeq and is a predicted model, not a curated record. NCBI's taxonomy places the organism in Eukaryota, Viridiplantae, Streptophyta, Magnoliopsida, Fagales, Betulaceae. Gene Ontology annotation, biological process: defense response.
AUGGCUCAAAUUCAUAAGUUGGAAGACCAAAGAGGUCGCAAAUGCUCUGGUGAGAAGUUCUACGAAAUCUUCCGGAAAAAAGCAAACCUCUUGCCCCAGAUCUGCCCAGACUUGGUGAAAGAUAUAAAAGUAGUCAAGGGUGACUGGGAGUCGAAGGACUCAACAAAGCAAUGGACUAUUGUUGUAGCAGGAAAAUUGCCUGAGGUGGAUGUGAUGGCCGAAUCAGCAGAUGACGACAAUAAGUCCUACACUUACAUCGUAAUAGAUGGAGAGAUUAAAAAACACUACAUUUUUUUAAAAACCACUUUCAAGGUUACCACAAAUCCAAUCCACUCUCUGGAUCAUGGCUGCUGGGUGAAGUUGACUAUCGAAUAUGAGCCAAAUCCACAUUCAAGGGAAAAACCUACUGAGUACUUGGACUUCUAUAUCAGUGUGAUGAAUGCUGUCGAGGAAUACCUUCUGCGCAAUCCAUAA